Molecule: messenger RNA, 5770 nt
Organism: Phasianus colchicus (ring-necked pheasant)
Lineage: Eukaryota; Metazoa; Chordata; Aves; Galliformes; Phasianidae
Gene: RBP7
Product: retinol binding protein 7
Molecular function (GO): lipid binding
Source: RefSeq, a predicted model, not a curated record
AUAAUAAGAUUUUCACAUCUGGACAUACUGUUACAGUUCAGUGAACUAAAUACAAGAAUUUACCAUAGUGUAUGAGAAUUACAAUUAUGAACAAAGCAAAUGAAAGUGUUCUAAUUUAGCUCAGGCUACUCUGACUGCUAUUUAUGAAACAGGAACACAUAAUUCAGUGUUAUAAGUAGCAAAGCCAUCUUACUUUAAAAUACACCACUUCUGAGAGUAAAUCUGCAAUAAUUAAUUUUUAAAAACAGCUAACACAUGAUGCAACUUAAAUUAUUUGUCUGCAUCCUGUGGAAGGAAGAAGUUACUGCUGGGUGCUAGCUAUACCAUGCUUUCGGUCACUUGCCUUUCAAAUAUGAAGCCUGUCAUGCAAUUUGCACCCCAAAUGCCUCAUGCUUUAGUUUUUCAUUCACAUUUCCAGAGCUCUAGAUUAAGUUCAGCAGUGUUUCUCAAAUGAGGAUAGACCUACUUCAAAAACUGGUUUAUAGCCAUUGAUUUAAUGGAUAUAAGUUAAUAAUAGCAUCAUUGCAGAUUCUCAUACCAUUCUCCUUUUAUUUCCAAUAACCGACCCUUUACUUUUAAGCCAAAUAUAGGGAGACAGAACUGUUUGCUUCUACUGGAAUGAGAAGAAAUAGUUGGAUGCUGGGAACAUAUAUAAGCAAAAUGGUUUUCUUUGCUGGAAACCUGAUUUAGAAUCUAACAAAAUAUUGUCUCUAUUAUAUCAGUAUAAACUAGAAAGACACUAUGAAUGCCAUGGCAAUUGAAUUGUACCUCCCUUUCUUUGCUGCCAUCCCAUUUUUUCUUGAGAUGAUGUGCCUUACUAGAAGCGUCAAGGUUUCCAAGAUGCUAACAGGUCAGCAGUUUUCUCACAGUACCUCUGCACAACAAGUCUGUUUGCAUUUUUCAGAUUCACAAAGCCAAGAGAAUGAGAGAUUCUGAGGUGUGCAGGGCUCCUAUAGAAGGAGUCAACACUUCAGUGGGAAGAGCUGUAGACUGCAGUGGAGCUAGGAUCAGGGAUGCACACCUGGAGCCUCACAUAAUAUUCUGCAAUUACGACAGAGCAGAACCCCUGUUCUUCUAGACUCAGCCUGCAUAAGUGACCAUUACAGAGAACACACAAGGAGAUCAAAACCGAAUCAGAACUAAGCAGGUCAUCUGUAAUUGUAUUGUGACAUAAAGUAGCUCCAAGGAUUUCUUUUUUUUCCCCCCCUGGAUGAUUCCUGCAUUAAAUGUGCUCAUUCCCCUGGAGCUUAGGCAAGCUUACCUUGUCUUUUGAUAAGGAGGCUGAGUUUGUACAUAAUCAAUGGUAGUAAUGGUACUGAAGGACAUGUUAAGCACCUCUGUCAUGCUUCAGCAAUCAAAAUGCCACUGAAGAUUGAAUUUAAACUAUAUUAUUGAUGGUGCAUGGGAAAGAAUAAGAUCUGUAUUUCUUUUUUGUCUGCUGUCUCUGUGGCAGAUAAGAUCAAAGAACAAAAUGUAAUUAAUUACUCAACUUUCUGAAUAAACAGAGCAGAUCUAUUGAGUGGGAAGGCACCCUAUUUAUGUGGUCACUUUUCAGCAUAAAAAUGUGCUUUAGGUUUACUCUAAGUAAUGACACUGGUGUGUAUGGGUGUACUUUGGUCAAUUCUAGAGAAACGGCAUAUUUAAAAGUAAUAAUAAUAUUUAAUGCUUCAUGAAGCACUAUCAGACACUUCUAUUUCACCACAUUUUCAUGUAGUUACACAUGAUGGGUUUUUCGAUAAAAUAAAUUGCAUGCAAUAUGCUAGUUUUAGUCAUUAAUCACAUCUGAUGUCUGUUGAUUGCAUGACUUUUAAGUGGGAAGAACAUUGUCAAUAGAGUUUUUUCCAUACAGAACAGAACGUUGUUCAGAAAUUGCAAUGAAUAUAGAUCUUUUGUUUUACCAGUGAGAUCCAGAAACCUCCGUUACAACACUGGAAGUAAACACAGAGAGAAUUUACUGUUCUAAUCAGUUCUGAAUAGCAGCAUCAUAGUUACUGAAGCAUCAUAUUCCAAAGUGAAAAAGAAGUAAAACUUCCAAGAGAGGACUUUACCUAGAGAGAAUCUAUAUUCUUCAAAAUAUAAAGUUUGUGAAUAAUGUAUUUCAUUGAACUUCUUUAUAGAAGUUAUAAUGUAUUCAUAGACGUUCUGUAAAAUAAAUUGCCUUCUUUCUUGUUUUAGUUUUUUUUUUUUUUUUAAUAUUAUUGCAUUUGGUUCUGCUGUAGUAAGAGAAGAGGGCUCUUAUAUCACACAUGUAAUUCAGAUUGAAUUAUUUCACAAACACUACAACAGCAAUAGGAGCACUUCAUCUGCUUCGGGAUUGCGUUAGAUGCUCAGUGCUGCACAGCAAUUAAGAUAAAAAUGGAAAAUAAGAGUCUUGACAUAAAAAAAUAGGAGAAUUUGUAAGGGAAGGAUAACUGAACCAUCACAGGACAGUAGGUAGCUCUUACAAAAAGCUCCACAGCCAGUUUCUUGGAUUAGCCUUCAAAUAGGAAUGCUAGGACCCUCAAUAAGUCUUAGUCUGAAGUUCUACACUACAAAUUUACAGAAAGAAACAUUACAUCCUGGCAAUCUGCAGAGUCUUAGUUUUCAACUACAACUUUAAUCCAAAUUUCUACAGAGGAUUUAUCCUAGUACUGAUUUCUCUUUUCUUGGAAGAGACAGUAGCACACAACAGUGCUCUUCAAGUAUCACAACUUCGUAGUAACAAGUUGUAGGUGAAAUGUUACUCUCUGAGUCCAGGAAGAGCAUUCAUUUGCAUUCCUCUUUGCCAGUCCUAAUUAAGUAUAUGUUGGAGAACAAUAUCCAUCUGCAAACAGGAAAGAAGCUUUGACGUCUUCAUUUCCUACCCACAUGAUUCUGAGAGUCAUACAGGUCAAACUCUGCUCUAAAAAUGUAGCUAAAGUUCAGUGAAACAAUCUUCCUUGCAAAAUAUAAUCCUUUUACUCAGACUACCCUGAAUAGAUAAAAGUAGCAGCUAUGAGUUUUCAUUCAGACUCAAAACAGCAAAUUCUCUUUUUGUGAAAAAAACAAUCAUUCAGUUUAGAAGGAGCCUUAAAGGGAAUCUACUUCCAACCCCCCCUACCAUGGGCAGGGACACAUCCAACUAGUUCAGGCUGCUCAGAGCCACAUCCAACCCCGCCUCAAGUAUUUCUGGGGACAGGGAAUCCAUGGCUUCUCUGGGCAGCACAUCGCAGUGCUUCAACACCCCACAAUGAAGAAAAUUCACUAUACCUUCCUCAUAUUUAAUCAAAAUUUACCUUCUUCUAGCCUAAAGCUAUUACCCUUUGUCCUACAACUACAUGCCCUUGUAAAAAGUCUCUCACAAGCUCUCUUGUAGGCUCCCCUUUCAGUUCUGGAAGGAUGCUAUAUCACCUCCUCAGAUCCUUUUCUUCAGGUUGAAGAAAUGCAACUCUCCUCUAGAAAGCUCACAGAUACAGCUGUAGAACUGUGAAUAGACUUCAGACCUCUAGAUCUGUCAUUUCAACCUUAGUUGUUACAUAAACUUCCUAUCUGGUAAAGUAUCUGAGAAAACAGAAUUUUGCAUUCACUCUGCACAUUGCCCAUGAGUCUGGUCUUGGUUCAGCUAGAACAUAAGUAACAGAAAUAAAGAAGUCAGAACACCAACAGCUAAACUGUGGCACAGCAGAGUUAUGUUGAAGGUCACAUCAGAGAAUAAUAUGUAAAUGAGAUUUGCCUUUCACUUUUCUGUUAUAGCUGCUAGACACCAAUGCUGCCCACUACUCACUGCAGACACAAACCAAUGAGAUAUAUUGCUUACUUCUAUUUCUCUGAAGUAUAGCUUUAAGAAUUACUGAUACAGCUCCAUGGGUAGAUCUCCUUUUCAAAAAAUAUCUAGAUUUCAAAUCAGUCUGAGGGUUUAUAAAUAUAAACACAGGGAAUCUUAGGAACAAGUUGUGUUCAUGAUAUCUUUUAAAAGAUACAAGAUAGACAGAAACUGUUUAAAUCAGUUUUUGGUUUGUGCUGUGACUCUUGAGUUAAUAACAUUUGCUCCAUACAAAGAUUUCGGAAACUGUGAACUUUUCCCUCCAACCCAGGCAAAGCUCAUCUACAAAUAUUCCCUUUCCUAUUGGCUCAGCAGCAGUACCCCUCCCCUCCACCAUCAGUGCUCUCAGACACAAUCCCACCCACAGUCUCUCAUAUAAGGCCUGGUUGGAAAUCUGUUUCUUAAUUUCUGCUUUUGGACAGGGGUUGACUGUAACUCCUUUCCACAGCCGAGCAAUGCCUGUGGAUUUCAGUGGAACCUGGAACCUUGUCAGUAAUGACAACUUUGAAGGCUACAUGACAGCUUUAGGCAUUGACUUUGCAACACGCAAGAUAGCAAAAAUGCUGAAGCCUCAGAAAGUGAUCAAACAGGAUGGCGAUUCAUUUUCCAUCCAUACCACAAGCACAUUCAGAGACUAUAUGCUCCAAUUUAAAAUUGGUGAAGAGUUUGAGGAAGACAAUAAAGGCCUGGAUAACAGAAAAUGCAAGAGCCUGGUUACCUGGGACGAUGACAAACUUAUCUGUGUCCAGGCUGGGGAGAAGAAGAACAGGGGCUGGACUCACUGGCUCGAAGGAGAUGACCUCCAUUUGGAGCUUCGCUGUGAGAAUCAAAUAUGUAAGCAAGUAUUCAAGAGAGCUUAAAUAUCAGCAUUGGUUCCAACAUGGAAAGACAGCUAUAUGCAGGAGGCCAUGCGUUCUUGUGUCCAGUGAUAACUGGAAAUACAAAACCUGGUUUCUUUCUAAAUAAAUAAUCUGUUUCUGUCUCAGGAAAUACUAUUGGUUGUUAGCAGUGUUAAAGAUCUGACUUUUGCUAAUAAACACCACAAAACAUCUGAAGUACCUGUCUUCUGUGUGUUUUGGAGAAGGGAAAAAAAAACCCAAAUUGUAAGCGAUAAGGUGCUUUGUGGUUAACUAGUCACCCAGAUCGAAACAAGAACCAUUCCCCCUUCUAUAAGGGCACGGCAAGAUCAAACAAAUCAGGAAGGACAGCUUAAACUUGUGUAACUCUAGGAAUGGUAAAAAGUUAAGACUCCAACCAAGGAUGCAACUUCACUAUUUAAAAUGCUUCUCUCCUUAAGAUACACACUGGUACUUCAGGGGCAGUUAACUGCUCCCACUAACUCUUAAGUGAGUAAUGUGAAGUCUUGCUUUGUUUUCCAAACAAUGAAGUUCAACUUACCAGAGGAAGUCAGUCAGUGACCAUAUCCCCCAAUAACAAAGAUAGGUCUGAGCAAUCACAUAAGUUUCUGUCCAUGAAAUAAUUUGCUACUAUCAGCACAAGUAAAAAUAAUGCUGCUCCUGAUGAGGCUUAUUUGCAUGCAUUUGUUCCAUUUGCUAACAUACUUUUCUAUGCAACAAUUCACAAGGUCAGAAACAAGAAAUAAUAAUUAACUCAUGUAAAUAACUGGCCAGAUCAACUCGUUACACAUGUGAAAUGAACUGCUACAUCUCCUGGGUAACACUAACAGCACACAGGUCCUGUUGCUGAAGUUUAAUCUAAAUUACUGAGCUUCAGACAGAUUUAAUUAGGAUUCUGUUUUUCACAGGAACUCAACUUAUCCUCAACGCUUUCAGAGAUAAGUAGUAAAACUCAUUAUUUAAGUAUCUCUUCCUCACUGUCAUCUCUGUUGAAGCUGUGAGAACUUUUAAUUAGAUCAAUAUCCCAGAUAACUACCAGAGGACUCUAAAUGUGGCUUCCAAAACAUGAAAGGAAGUCCUAGUACAUCUUAGGAGUCAGGACAGGGACAUUUGGAGGACGGGUAGUAAAACA